Messenger RNA from Gorilla gorilla gorilla (western lowland gorilla), 1572 nucleotides. RefSeq names its product UL16-binding protein 6. Gene Ontology annotation, biological process: immune response; positive regulation of T cell mediated cytotoxicity; antigen processing and presentation of endogenous peptide antigen via MHC class I via ER pathway, TAP-independent. The transcript has 7 exons. The record is from RefSeq and is a predicted model, not a curated record. The coding region runs from base 1 to 1293 and encodes 430 amino acids. NCBI's taxonomy places the organism in Eukaryota, Metazoa, Chordata, Mammalia, Primates, Hominidae. Gene Ontology annotation, cellular component: external side of plasma membrane.
AUGCUCCGGGCCCCCAGCCCAGUGGAGAAACCAGGAGCCCUGGACAGCGAGAGGCGGGGUCGGGGAGGCGACAACGGGAAGCCCCUGCCGGACCCAGGACACUCAGGACCUGGUGGGUCCCGGGCGAGCUCCCGCAGCAGCCCCAGGGCAAGGAGGAUGGGGGUGCUCGCAGGGGCCACACUGCCGGAGCCCCACGGAUCCAAGCGGGACGGUGAGGUCUCCACACUGAGCCGGUGGCAAAGUUUCCGCGAGGAUGAAGUAGGAACCUUGUGCUCCUCACCCCACCGGCCCCCGCAUUUCCUGGCUCCUUCCCUUGCCGCUACCGGCGAGUCCUCCCAGGUCUUCCAAAGGCCGUUUUGUCUGGACGCUGUGGACCCGGAGGCCCGGGGGCAUCGGCCGGAAGCGGGGCACCAACUCCGCGGUCUCCACUGGGCAGGACCCGGGUCCAGAGCUAGGGGACAGCGGGCGCCCUGGGAGGAGCGCGCAGAACUCGGAGAGGACGCGGCGGGACUGGUUGCAGAAGGGGACCAAUCAGAGCCCUCCUGGUCCCCAGUGGCAGCAGCCGCCAUCCCAGCUUUGCUUCUGUGCCUCCCGCUUCUGUUCCUGCUGUUCGGCUGGUCCCGGGCUGGGCGAGACGACCCUCACUCUCUUUGCUAUGACAUCAACGUCAUCCCCAAAUUCAGACCAGGACCACGGUGGUGUGCGGUUCAAGGCCAGGUGGAUAAACAGACUUUUCUUCACUAUGACUGUGGCAACAAGACAGUCACACCCGUCAGUCCCCUGGGGAAUAAACUAAAUGUCACAAAGGCCUGGAAAGCACAGAACCCAGUACUGAGAAAGGUGGUGGACAUACUUACAGAGCAACUGCUUGACAUUCAGCUGGAGAAUUACACACCCAAGGAACCCCUCACCCUGCAGGCCAGGAUGUCUUGUGAGCAGAAAGCCGAAGGACACAGCAGUGGAUCUUGGCAGUUCAGUUUCGACGGACAGAUCUUCCUCCUCUUUGACUCAGAGAAGAGAAUGUGGACAAUGGUUCAUCCUGAAGCCAGAAAGAUGAAAGAAAAGUGGGAGAAUGACAAGGAUGUGGCCAUGUCCUUCCAUUACAUCUCAAUGGGAGACUGCGCAGGAUGGCUUGAGGACUUCUUGAUGGGCAUGGACAGCACCCUGGAGCCAAGUGCAGGAGCACCACUCGCCAUGUCCUCAGGCACAACCCAACUCAGGGCCACAGCCACCUCCCUCAUCCUUUGCUGCCUCCUCAUCAUCCUCCCCUGCUUCAUCUUCCCUGGCAUCUGAGGAGAGUCCUUUAGAGUGACAGGUUAAAGAUGAUACCAAAAAGCCCCUGUGAGCACGGUCUUGAUCAAACUCACCCUUCUGUCUAGCCACCUGCCCACCACCUACAAUGUAUGUCCAGCGGCCUCCAGCAGAUCAUGAUGACACCAUGGACCCAACAGCUCAUUCACUGCCUUGAUUCCUUUUGCCAACAAUUUAACCAGUGAUUAUUCCUAACAUAUUAUGCAAUUUUCUCUUGGUGCUACCUGAUGGAAUUCCUGCACAUAAAGUUCUGGCUGACUA